Messenger RNA from Alexandromys fortis (reed vole), 618 nucleotides. RefSeq names its product oocyte-specific histone RNA stem-loop-binding protein 2-like. Gene Ontology annotation, biological process: mRNA transport; mRNA 3'-end processing by stem-loop binding and cleavage. Gene Ontology annotation, cellular component: cytoplasm; histone pre-mRNA 3'end processing complex. The record is from RefSeq and is a predicted model, not a curated record. Gene Ontology annotation, molecular function: mRNA binding; histone pre-mRNA stem-loop binding. NCBI's taxonomy places the organism in Eukaryota, Metazoa, Chordata, Mammalia, Rodentia, Cricetidae.
AUGGUGGAUGAGAGAUGCAGGAUAUUUUUUAUCUGCAGAAACUGCUUCCCCAGAGAGGAGGUGUGUGGAAAGUUUUUGUCCUCUAGGAUAGAGAUGCUAAGUGUGGGAGUCAUCACAGAGCCCUGUCAUGCCAGGUGGGAAGGAGAUGAGGCGGUCCUGCAGAGGCGGCAGAAGCAGAUAGACUACGGCAAGUGCACACCUGGUUACCAGUGCUUUCUGCAGCAGGUCCCCAGGGCACAGCGACAGCUUGGGUUUCACCCUCAAACACCAAACAAAAACAGGAGGUACAGUUGCCGAUCCUGGGAUGCCCAGAUCAGGCAAUGGAGAAGAGCCCUGCAUACCUGGGACCCCACAAGCCAGCCUCUGCAUGACAGGGAGGCUUUGGGGAAGGCAACUAAAAACUUCCUAAGGCCAGUGGAUUCUGCUCCUUUGGAUGAUCUCCUGGAUGACUGGCUCCAGGCCCCAGAAUACUCAGAAAAUUGGGACAGAGGCCAGAAAGAGGCCCAGUCUGCAUACUUGAAGGGUCCUGUUUCCUCCCCUCCCAAGCUCAAAGAGGAAGAGCUUCACCACCGAAUCUACUGCUAUUUACCUAUCCCAGACGUGCAGGGUGCAAACUAA